Messenger RNA from Lottia gigantea (owl limpet), 4104 nucleotides. RefSeq lists its product as hypothetical. The record is from RefSeq and is a predicted model, not a curated record. The transcript has a single exon. Lineage: Eukaryota; Metazoa; Mollusca; Gastropoda; Lottiidae. Bases 1 to 4104 code for a protein of 1367 amino acids.
AUGGCCAAUAGAUAUAGUGAUAAUAGAGUUGACCAUUUGACGGUUAAAUCAGUUGAUAAUAACAAUACUAACAGUGAUAAUAUACAGUCCUCUACCACUCAAUAUCAUCCUAACAUUUCCAAACCUCAUGGGUAUUAUUAUGCUGUUGAUCAUGGUACAAAACAUGGAUCCACAUAUCAUAUGAACGUUGUCAAUGAAAACUGUGUGUACGAACCUACUGGAUAUUCUAAAAAGAUAUUGGAUUUUAAAACUGAACCGUGUAAUAGUGAAUUAAUAUCUACACAGGAGAUAGCAGAUUAUGAUAGGUCAACUUAUCUUCGACCUGAAUAUCUAGACUUGGUGAAAUUACCUAAAUCAGAUAGUUCAUCUCAAAGUGAAUCUAAUAAUUCUUCUGAGGAUGAACAUACUAGAAUUAACUAUGAGCCUAGUGUUGACAGUCAGUAUGUUAGAGGACAAGAUAAAUUGGCUUCUGGUAUUGUAAUUGGGAGUUCACCAGAAAAACUGAUUUAUGACUAUUCCAGCUUAGACUUUGGAGUAGAGGAUCCAAUAUGGAGUAUUGAUAGUGAAAGGAGGUAUAAAACCAGUGGAUAUUUAGAACCUAUCAGUGAAAGAUUAUCUAGUAGCUAUAACUCAUCUAGAAGUUUCUCCCCUCGAUGUGACAGUGAUUUUAGACAAGAUGACAGUGUUGUUAAUGAGAAAACCAAACCUUACAUUGAUAUGACCAAUAGAGUUAGGGAAAGUGCUGGUACUCCAAGUAGUUUUAAUGUGUUUGACAAUAACAAAUCUCGAAUCAUCAGUCCCAAUUCUAGACAAAGCAGUUUUACAAAAUCUCAGCCAAGUUCUCCAAUGGUUUAUAAAAUGCCACCAAGAGCUUUUUCAGCAAGAGAUUCUAUUACCAGUGACAGAUCUUCCAGACUUGAUCCACAUACCUACCAAUCUUAUGCUGCUGGUAUUCUGUAUUCUACAGGAAAAUCAGAACAGUUCCUCAAAUUACAAAAACAUUUUGCUGUACUAGAACGAAUAUCUGACAUUGAAGUAAAAACAAAGGAUCCUAAAUUUGGUACUUUACCCAGAACAAGAUUUAAAACAUCCAUAACAGACAGUGUCGAUUCUCAAUAUGAUUAUGAUAAAGAUGAUGAAUUGGGGUAUCUCUAUGCUGAACUAGAAGAAGCCCAGAAGAAGAGAGAAUUCCUCUACAGUGUAUCAGAUAAAAAUUCUGUUCCUUGGACACCAGAUAAAGAUACUGGAUUGCUGAAAAAGGAAAAGUCAUUGGGUGAUUUAAGAUCAUCAUAUUUAAACCAAGAUUCUAAUUACUGUCCUAAACCUGCCUUUACACUUGAAACAGAAGAUGAAUUCAGAAGAGAACAAGAGUUCCUAGAUCUGUAUGAUAAAUAUAAGUAUCCCGACCUGGUAGAAGAAGAUCUCAGUUCUAGUUUAAGCUUACCUUACCAGGAUUUUAAGAACAAUCAUUCUAAUAAUCGCUACUUAUAUAAUGACCCUGUUACAGCUGACGACGAUGUGGCCAAUAUGGACUCUGUUAAAAAGUUAUCAAAAUCAGAGCCUAAUAUAAACAAAAUUCCUCUCCAUCAUGUGAAUUCUUUAAUAAAAGAAACUCAUAAACCUACAAGUGAAAAUCUCAAGAACAGUGAUUCACCAAAGCAAUCAAAUUUUGGUAUUACUAAAAAUGCUAGUAGUUUUGUCAAAGCUGAACCAAAUCAGCUGUUUGAUAUAAAAGCUCCAGAAACUUUUUCAAAGCCUCCAGUAGAUGAACCCAAACUUAAACCAUUAACAUACACAGGAUCUAGAAUAAACUGGAGUCAUAUGGAAGCAAAUCCCUUGUUUUCUGAAGAGAAAACCCAUCCAGAUACUAAUGAUUUUGCUGACACUUUUGCAAAAACUACUUAUGUUGAAGAAAGUCCAUCCAAAAAUAUUGCAAGAUCUGAAGUUUCAAACACUAAAACUGAACCCAGCGUAUUUGUGGUCAAAGAUUUGAGAAGUUUGGCAGAGAAUAAUGAGUUUUCUUUAAGCAAAUUUGCACAAAUGAAGAGAUCUAAAAGCUGCCAGGAGAUGAAACCAAUUGACAAAAUAGUAAGAAAACAUAAAGCUCCUGUACCAUUACCAGCAUCACAAGUUAAUAAAGAAAGACCACCCAAUCCGGUAUCUUCUCAUAACCUUCAAAUUUCAGAUCCAGACUAUAUCUUUAAGUACAGAGAUAUGGGUAAUGCUGGAGCUAGCCAAGAGAGGGUCACAGAAAUAAAGAAGUUGGCAUUCCCAGAAAAAUUAGAAUUAAUGCAAAAGCUAAAUGAUGAAAAAAAUAGAGAAUUGGAGAAAUCGAUUUUGGUAUCAUCAGCAUCUGUUGCACAUUUGGCAUCAGCAACACAUAUGGAGUCUGCUGAGAGCACCUCACCAUGGGAAGAGACAACGAAUGAUAAUGAAAGAUACACAACCCAUUCACUACCAAACCGUAAAAGACAAGUAUCUGGUAAUUCCAUAUUUCAUAAACAAGCACCAAGACCAUUUAAAGCUGCUAAUAAUGAUGAUAUAUCAGAACACCCACCAGCUUACUCAUCUAUCAUGACUCCUCGAGCAAAAUCACCCCUAAUAACAUCACCAGCUUUAUCCAAUCAAGAACCCUUUGCUUCCUUACCUAAUCACAACACCACCCAUACAAACAAUACUAAUCCUACAGGUACUUUAAGAAGAUGGCAGCCUCAAAAUUUAGCUGACUUAAAUAGUUCGAUUUCAUCAAACUUUGUCAACAGUAGCACAGAGACCUUUAUUGUGAAUAGUGAUGAAGACUUGUCAGCAAGUCAAACAAGUUCCCUUGUCAGUAAGAGGAGAGAUAAUUAUCAAACCAAUUCAUCUCUUGAGAAAUCUAGAUCAGAACCAGAUUUAGUUAUAACGGAUUAUGGUCCAAAUCGCCCUAGAUCAGCAAAAUCACAAGUUAACGUGAACCAAGAAGACAAGAAACCAAAUUGGAGAAGAACAAUUGGUGUUGAAUAUGUUAAUGAACCAAUAGAAGCACAUCUACCACGAACAAUAUCAGGUGAUUUUGAAGAUGUUCGCAAGAAAUGGAAUGACGGAAAAUGGAAUUCUUUUGGUCGAUCUCAAUCCUCUGAAAGUCCUACAAGCCUAGAUAAUUAUAAUACUAAUGAAUCGGCAGAUGUGGAAACAGAAAAUUUAAGGAAUUCCAGGUAUAUUCCAUCAAAUAAUAGAGAUCUAUAUGAAGAUACCAAAAAGAGUAUGAUCAUUAAAACACCAUCCAAGUAUAAUUAUGAACCAUACUUACCACCAAGUGAUAUAGUCAAUGAAGUCACAAAAGUCACAGAAGGACGGAAAUUGAUGCAGCCCAAACCUAAAAACAGAACUCCAUCUUCAGUUAGUCGCUUAACCUUAGAAUAUUUUGAUCAGCUUGGUGGGGAGUGGAAAUAUGGAAAUAAACGUUCUUUAAAUUCGAACAAUGAGCCAUCUAAUGUUAAAAACCUCAAUCCAAUAUCCUUAGUAAAACCAAAUACAAAUGAAAUAUAUAGCCAAAGUCACACAGUACCAAUUGUCUCUAGUUAUGUUAAUGAUACAAGCCAAUCUCCGAAUGGAUUUCAUGAUUCUCACUCUCAGUACAAUUCACUUCCAAAUACUAGAAGAUAUGAGGAGAGAGAAAAGCCAGUACCCACUAGGAGAAGUGGUAAGCCAAUACCCAAUCACCAGUAUGUUAAUGGUAAUAUCACUGAUCAGGAUAAAUUGCUUCAUACAAGUGCCAACAUGCCCAAACCAAUACUUCGAAACUCAAAUAAGAAUCAUAUUGAUAAUCAAGAGAUGAAUGGUAGUUCAUCUAAUAAAAUUCCGUUAUCAUCUCCUAAAACAGCUAUAUCUUCUCCAAAACUUGUCUCAAGAACAGCUUCAUCUUCUAGAAUUCCUCCACCACCAACUCGCAAAGUUCCACCAGCACCACGUUCAACUACUUCUUCUCAUGCAUCAUCUAGAUCUGAUCAUCAGUAUCAUCAUCAUAGUCACCAUCAAGCUACUAACUUACCGACUGCUAAUAAUACAGGUACUAAUAAUUAUUUUACUAUCACACAUCAUACAGUUCAAUAUACAAUGCUUUAA